Messenger RNA from Myripristis murdjan (pinecone soldierfish), 2242 nucleotides. It is a transcript of the gene hnrnpa3, whose product is annotated as heterogeneous nuclear ribonucleoprotein A3. The transcript has 11 exons. Lineage: Eukaryota; Metazoa; Chordata; Actinopteri; Holocentriformes; Holocentridae. Gene Ontology annotation, biological process: mRNA splicing, via spliceosome. Bases 215 to 1258 code for a protein of 347 amino acids. The record is from RefSeq and is a predicted model, not a curated record. Gene Ontology annotation, molecular function: mRNA 3'-UTR binding. Gene Ontology annotation, cellular component: catalytic step 2 spliceosome.
UUGUCCAAAACAGGAAGACAGCGAAGAAGGUCAAAGUGAAAUAAUAUAGCCUUACUCUAUAAGCAGGGACGUUCGUUUUUAUAUUUUUAUUUCCGUAGCCUAUAUCUAUCCUAAUCCUUAAUUUUAGUUUUGACGACAUAAUCGCGCAUCACCGGAUUGCCUCGUUCGCAGAGCGAGUGUUUCCUCGUCACGUGACACGCUCCGGUCUGCGCCUAUGGAUAUCUGCGAAAUGGAGGGUCGUGAAGCUAAGGAACCCGAGCAGCUCAGAAAGCUGUUCAUUGGGGGUUUGAGUUUUGAAACAACUGAAGAGAGUCUGAGGGCCCAUUUUGAGCAAUGGGGGACACUCACGGACUGUGUGGUGAUGAGGGAUCCCAACAACAAGCGGUCGCGAGGGUUUGGCUUUGUGACGUACUCCUCUGUAAGGGAGGUGGAUGAUGCCAUGAAGGCAAGGCCUCAUAAGGUGGAUGGCCGAGUUGUUGAACCCAAGAGAGCCGUGUCCAGAGAGGACUCCUCUAGGCCAGGUGCACAUCUGACAGUGAAGAAGAUCUUCGUCGGUGGCAUCAAGGAGGACACAGAGGAGUACCACAUCCGAGAGUAUUUCGAGGCGUAUGGAAGGAUUGAAUGCAUUGACAUCAUGGAGGAGCGCUCAACUGGGAAAAAGAGGGGAUUCUGCUUUGUCACCUUUGAUGACCAUGACACUGUGGAUAAAAUUGUCGCCCAGAAAUACCACACUAUCAACUCCCACAAUUGUGAGGUCAGGAAAGCCCUCUCAAAACAGGAAAUGAUGGCUGUUUCCAACCAGAGGAAUAGAGGCGGAGGAUCCGGAUUUAUGGGCCGAGGUGGUAACUUUGGAGGCGGUGGUGGUGGUGGCAACUUUGGCCGAGGUGGUUUCAGUGGAGGGCGAGGUUGUUAUGGUGGGGAUGGCUAUGAUGGUUAUGGUGGAGACGGUGGAAAUUAUGGUGGAGGGCCUGGCUAUGGAGGAGGAGGUCGAGGGGGAUAUGGAGGUGGUGGUCCGGGAUAUGGGAACCAGGGUGGAUUUGGUGGUGGAUAUGACAACUACAAUGAUGGAGGAAACUUUGGAGGUGGAGGUGGAGGCGGAGGUGGGAAUUACAACGACUUCGGGAAUUAUGGUGGACAGCAGUCCAGUUAUGGCCCCAUCAAGGGAAACAACUUUGGUGGCAGAAACUCAGGUGGACCCUAUGGCGGUGGCUAUGGCUCUGGCAGUGGUGGAGGUGGCUAUGCCUCACGGCGCUAUUAAUUAUUUCAUGCUUUGAUUUGGAAAGAAGCAUUACUUCUCGAUGAAAAUCUGUAAAGACCUGAUAACAUGGAAGGUUCUGGAUGGGUAAGACUUGUUUUUCAAAAUAUUAUCCAAGGCUGCUCAUAGUGUAACCUAACCUUACACUAAAAGGAAGUGAUGGUCAGAGGUGCAGCGCUCCUUGAAGGUAAACUGAGCAGGAUGACAAACUGUAUUGUUCCACAUUGACCACAAUCAACCUGCAAUAUCAUCACACUGCUUGGUAUACCUUGAAGGCAAAAUGUACUGUAUAUUAAUGUUUCAUUACUGUUUGUAUAAGUUGAUUAUCUAUGAUAAUUGUAACAAAUGAAAUUACAGGUUUCUCAUACCUUCUGGAUAUAUACACAUGAAUUUCAAGGCUACAUUAAGUAAUGCAAUACAACAAAUGUGUAGAUGCUCAUAGAGAUCAGAGCCUUGCAGGCCCUUUUCUCAAUCCUCUAUGAACUAGUUAAAAGCAUUUUCCAAUUGAAAACUUGAUUAAAUUUUCUUAAAUGGAACUGUGAAGUAUUGCUAGCGAUCUUAAGAUAUAGUCAGUCAAGUUGCUCACACUUCUUAAAUCACAAAUUAUGAAUAGUUUUACCUUCAAGUUUGAUGCAUACCAAAGUCAGUCAAAUUAGUCAGACUAGUAGACACAAGGGACAUUGCUACCAUAUGCUGAAUACAUCAUACUUAUAAAUAUUAUAAUUAUAAAGCAACCCUCAAGAUCAGCUAAUACAUAUUUAAUGGCUUGUUAAAAUAUUUCAAUUAUUUCCUCAUGGCAUGAGUCAGUAUUAAAAGCAAAGGGCCCUGUGCCUGCCAACAUAAUGUUGAUUCAAGUGUUUCUCAAUCAACUCAGGGAUAGUAUUUGUAGUGGAAAUAUUUGAUCAACUUCAUAUCACAAAUCAGAGCUUGGCUUACCUCAGUUUGGUUGAAAUACAUCUAAUUAAAAGUUUGCUAUGCAAGUAUGAA